This is a messenger RNA of Gracilinanus agilis (Agile Gracile Mouse Opossum), 2127 nucleotides long. RefSeq names its product SH3 and multiple ankyrin repeat domains protein 3-like. The record is from RefSeq and is a predicted model, not a curated record. Gene Ontology annotation, cellular component: dendritic spine; postsynaptic membrane; postsynaptic density. The transcript has a single exon. The annotation marks the transcript as partial. Gene Ontology annotation, molecular function: ionotropic glutamate receptor binding; synaptic receptor adaptor activity. NCBI's taxonomy places the organism in Eukaryota, Metazoa, Chordata, Mammalia, Didelphimorphia, Didelphidae.
ACAGGACCACCUCCCUCCUUUUCACCGCCACCCCCGCCAGGCCGUGCCUACGACACCGUGCGAUCCAGCUUCAAGCCCGGGCUGGAGGCCCGGCUGGGAGGGGCGGGACCGCCUGGGCUCUAUGCCCCCGGCCUAGGCGCUCACGGGCCUCUCCCUUACCCUGAGCGCCAGAAGCGGGCUCGGUCCAUGAUCAUCUUGCAGGACUCGCCCCACGAACCAGCCGUGGCCGAGAGCAGCCGGCCUCCCCCUGCAGCCACGCCACCCGAGCGACUGAGGCGGAAGGCGCGAGUGCCCGGCAGCCAAGACAGCCCAUACGCCAACCUGGGCGCCUUCAGUGCCAGUCUCUUUGCCCCGUCCAAGCCCCAGCGCAGGAAGAGCCCCCUGGUGAAGCAGCUGCAGGUGGAGGAAGCGCAAGAUCGGGCUGCCCUGGCUGUGGGGGGCAGCGGCAGCAGCUUUCCCCGGGAGCCCUCGCCCACCCGCCGGGGGCACCGGCUGGGGGGGCUUGACUACCCGCCGGGGGAGCCGCCUGGCCUUCCAUUCGCCGGUGCCGGCCCGGGCAAGGAACGAGACCGCCGGCUGGAUGAGAGGCGCCGCUCCACCGUCUUCCUCUCCGUGGGGGCCAUCGAGGGCAGCCCGCCCACCGCAGACCUGCCAUCCCUGCAGCCUUCCCGAUCCAUCGACGAGCGCCUCCUUGGCAGUGGUCGGGACCUGCUCUUACCCUCGCCCGUCUCCGCUCUCAAGCCAUUGGUCAGCAGCCCCAGCCCCCCUGUGGGCUCCACCUUCAUCCACCCACUCACCGGCAAGCCCCUGGACCCCAGCUCGCCCUUAGCCCUCGCCCUGGCCGCCCGGGAGCGGGCCCUGGCUUCCCAGGUGCCCUCGAGAUCCCCGACCCCCGUUCACAGCCCAGACACGGACCGGCCAGCCCCGCUCUUUGUGGAUAUCCAGAGCAGAGAGCCAGAACGCAGCAGCCUGGCUUCCCCGACCCCUGCCUUUUCCCCUCGGGGCCCCGCCUGGGGGCCCCUCCCUGCCCGCCGAGAGGUCGAGAAGUCCCCACGGGAGGAGAGGAAGACGCCAGAAGACAAGAAGUCCAUGAUCCUCAGCGUCCUGGACACGUCGCUCCAGCGCCCCGCCGGCCUCAUCGUGGUCCAUGCCACGGGCAACGGGCAGGGCCCUGGCGAGCUGGAGGCCGAGGAGAGUACACCGGACACCCCCGAGCUGAGCCAGGCCCCUCCUCCGGCCGCUGCCCCAGCGGCCGCUCCAGGGGCCCUGCCCAGCCCCCGGGCCCAGCCCCCAACCAGUCCCCCGGCCGCCGCCACUGACACGGUGCUGGGCCAGGGCAGCUCGGAGGAAGAGCCCGACGUGGUGUUCGCGGUGACGUUGCCCCCCGCGCAGCUGUCGUCCAGCGAUGAGGAGACCCGGGAAGAGCUGGCCAGGAUCGGGCUGGUGCCGCCCCCAGACGAGUUCGCCAACGGCCUCCUGGUGACCACGCCCCCCCCGGGCCCCGGGCCGGCCCCUUCUCCCAUGGCCUCACCCAGCCCAGCCUCAGGGAAGCCCAGCAGUGACGCGCCCCCCGCUCCGGAGUCAGCCGCGGAUUCUGGUGUGGAGGAGGUGGACACGCGCAGCUCCAGCGACCCUCACCUGGAGACCACAAGCACCAUCUCCACCGUGUCCAGCAUGUCCACGUUGAGCUCCGAGAGCGGCGAGCCCACGGACACGCACACCUCCUUCGCUGACGGACACACUUUUGUACUCGAGAAGCCGCCUGUGCCUCCGAAACCGAAACUCAAGUCCCCGCUCGGGAAGGGGCCCGUGACCUUCAGGGACCCCUUGCUCAAGCAGUCCUCGGACAGCGAGCUCAUCGCCGCCGCCUCCGCCGGGCUGGCCUCCGGAGCUGGGCCUGCCCGCCCUCGCUACCUCUUCCAGAGAAGGUCUAAGCUGUGGGGGGACCCGGUGGAGAGCCGGGGACUCCCAGGCCCCGAAGACGACAAACCGACUGUGAUCACCGAGCUGAGCUCCCGACUGCAACAGCUCAACAAAGACACCCGUUCCCUAGGGGAGGAGCCCGUGGGAGGCCUGGGGGGCCUGCUCGAUCCCAUCAAGAAGUCGCCUGCUGUGGCUGCACGGUGA